AGUUGGGGAAAAGUCGUCUGUCUCCAUCUCUCUAUUAAUAUAUAAUUAAUAGAAGAAAUGGACUUGGCCUUGGUGUUGUUGUUUAAUUAGGUUUUCUUGCAUAUAUCUUUUAUGUGCUGCAGAGAACAAAAUUAUAAGUUGUAUCCCCUGUACGUUUGCUUUUUGCAAAUUAAUACAAGUUCUUAAUUAGAUGGGAGAUAAGUGGUAUUCAAGGAUUGGAGACAACUAUAAUUCAUUACAGGAGGUUACGGACGCUCUGAAACGUGCUGGUCUCGAAUCUUCCAACCUAAUUGUGGGGAUUGAUUUCACUUAUAGCAAUACAUGGACAGGCAAGAGGUCGUAUGGUGGUCGAAGCUUACAUCACACUGGAGACGGUCCAAAUCCGUACGAACAAGCAAUAUCUAUUGUUGGGAAAACUUUGUCUGCUUUUGAUGAAGACAACUUGAUCCCCUGUUUCGGAUUUGGAGAUGUCACAACGUGCGACCGGGAUGUAUUUAGUUUCUCUCCUGAUAACAAAUAUUGUGAAGGAUUUGAGCAAGUUUUGAGCCAAUAUAGAAACAUUGUUCCAAAACUGAGACUAUAUGGUGAGACGUCUUUUGCACCGAUAAUUGAAAUGGCAAUGACUAUAGUUGAGAAGAGUGGUGGACAGUAUCAUGUUCUACUCAUUAUUGCAGAUGGGCAGGUUUCAAGAAGUGCUGAUACUGCAGUGGGCAAGUUAAGUCUGCAGGAGGAGAAGACUGUUCAAGCAAUUGUUGAAGCUAGCAAGUUUCCGUUAUCGAUUAUCUUGGUUGGUGUUGGAGAUGGGCCGUGGGACAAGAUGAGGGAAUUCGACGACAAUAUCCCUGCUCGCGACUUUGACAAUUUCCAGUUUGUCAAUUUUACUGAGAUUAUGUCCAAAGAUGUGGAUAAUUCUCGAAAAGAGGCAGAAUUUGCUCUUGCAGCAUUGAUGGAAAUCCCCAUCCAAUUUAAAGCAACAAUGGAGCUUAAUUUGUUAGGUGAAAGGAGAGGAAAACAUCCCGAGCGGGUAGCUCUUCCUCCUCCCGUCUAAGACAUGCAGCAAGUGUGGCCAAGAUCUUGAGCUAUGUUCACCACCAAUUUGUCGCGGUAAAAUCGAAACCAGAAUCAACCUCCAUUAAGUUACGUUGCUCCGAUCCUCGUCGUCAGCUUCCUUUAUCAACUUCAGCAUGCAUCAUUCUGUUUUUAUUUUUUAAAUAAAUAUAAUAUAACAUAAUAUAAUAAUGUUGAUUCUUCAUGUGCAAAGGUGAUAUAAUUGGUUGUUGUGUGGAGUAUCUUAUUAAUUGUUUUGUUUUUCACCGA
Molecule: messenger RNA, 1317 nt
Organism: Erythranthe guttata (spotted monkey flower)
Lineage: Eukaryota; Viridiplantae; Streptophyta; Magnoliopsida; Lamiales; Phrymaceae
Product: E3 ubiquitin-protein ligase RGLG5
Biological process (GO): protein ubiquitination
Cellular component (GO): nucleus
Molecular function (GO): ubiquitin-protein transferase activity
Source: RefSeq, a predicted model, not a curated record